This is a messenger RNA of Papilio machaon (common yellow swallowtail), 1782 nucleotides long. RefSeq lists its product as uncharacterized. The transcript has 6 exons. Gene Ontology annotation, biological process: regulation of DNA-templated transcription. Gene Ontology annotation, cellular component: nucleus. Lineage: Eukaryota; Metazoa; Arthropoda; Insecta; Lepidoptera; Papilionidae. The record is from RefSeq and is a predicted model, not a curated record. Bases 176 to 1753 code for a protein of 525 amino acids. Gene Ontology annotation, molecular function: transcription coregulator activity.
AGCAAUGAGUUUUAAUGAAUUUAUUUUAGAAUUUUAUUAUGUUGUGUUUAACAUAUAGAAACGAUAAGAGUAUGAUUUACUUGAUAAAUAAAUAGAAUUAAAUCGUGAAGUUAAUAGGUGGGCAAGUGUUGUUAAGUGUUAUAUAUAGAGUUAUAGAAAAGCUCCAAGAAUUUAGAUGCUGCCUUCUAUGCCAAUAUUGUUUACGAGGGAAAGUCGAGAUGGAUUUGGCAAUAAAAUCGAACCAAGCAGUUGUUUUUUUGGUCAAAGUUCUGUCUCGAAAACCGCCAUUAUUCCAGAAGCACCUGUACAGAAAGUUGAACAAAAAGUAGCUAAGGCAAUAAAUAAAGAUCCAGAACCAAAAGAAACAAGCAGCACCAAAAAGAAUGAGCCACCAAAAUUAGAUAAAAAUGCAUUGGAAAUAGCUCUAGUAAGGUCAUAUUACAGAAAAGUGCAGUUAAGAUUCACUUCAAAUUCUACCUCUAUAAACAAGUUUCAACAAUUCCAAGAACUUUUGAAAAAAUUUGACCCACGAAAAGAGACUCCAGUUGAUUUGUACAGACAAGUAGAACAGUUAUUUGGUGAUGAACACAAGGAUAUCGUAGAGGAGUUUUUAUUAUUUUUAAAACCAGGACAGGCAGCUGAAGUUGGUCGAUUCAUGGACCAUUUCAUGAUGGUACAAAUGACUAAUUUUAUAAAUGAAUUACGGAUAACAUUAGCUAGAAAACCUACUGUGCUUCGUAAAAUUUUACGUGAAAUGACAAAUGGUGUAAACUGUGGUACCAGUGAUAGUAUGAAAGCUCGUAUCUUACCACAUCUACGUUCAAAUCCGCGAUUAAUACAGAUGUUUAAGUCACUCUUCCCAGAUGAAAGACCACCAGACAGUGUAUAUGAGAACAGCACAGCAGUAUUGGAUGAAAAGUUUCUAACGGAAGAUAAGGGAUAUGACGUUUGGGAGUUCGAAGAUGAAAACGAUAACAAGCGAAAAUUGGAGGCUAAACAGAAUUUAGAUACGGUGUACAUUCAAGAGAGAGUAUUCCUACAACAUGGAAGAAUGUUACGUCCUGCCUCAGUUACAUAUCCAUACAGCAAAGAACCUUAUAGAGUUCAUGCGAGACGUCUCGCCCCCGCUCAUUGUCAUCUCUCACCGCCGGAGUCUGACGACGAAAGAUCCUCCCCGAAAAGAAAUAGCAAAAGUACAUGUAAAAUUCCAUCAAAGAGACCUAAAAAGCAACUUAAAUCACCUACAAAAAAUAUCAAAGACGUAAACGAUAAUACGAAACAUAAAGAUUGUACAGUUACUUUGAAUAAAUCAGUUAAAGGAAAAGGUGUCACAAAGAAUAAAAGUACUAGAGAGAAAAAAGAUUUGGAAAUAAAAGAAAGUAAAAAAGACAAAAAAGAUAAGGUGGAUGUAAAAACAACUUGUCCAAAGAAAGAUGAGACAGCUAAAGUGAAACAAGCAAAAAUAGAAGUACCUUCAGUUAAAUCCGAUGCUAAAAGUUUAAUAAGAGAUGAAGUUAAAACCACAAUGCACAAAGUAAAAAUAGAUACUGCUCCAAUUAAAUUGGAACCAAAAAGUUGGACCAGAGAUGAAGAUAAGACUAUGUUGCAAGUUCUAAAAGGGGAGGCUGGGUCAGAGCAAGUGUUUGGACGAAUAAGGGAGUUGUUACCACAUCGCUCGGUCACAGAGAUAAAAGAAAGAUUUUGCCACGUCAUGAACUUGUUGCAGCAAAUGGCGGUUAGCGAAGUUACAUAGAUAAUUAUGACUGACAUUUAAUAUUUAUA